Closterium sp. Naga37s-1 is the source of this 3882-nucleotide messenger RNA. The record is from the annotation of a GenBank genome assembly. NCBI's taxonomy places the organism in Eukaryota, Viridiplantae, Streptophyta, Zygnematophyceae, Desmidiales, Closteriaceae.
AUGCUAGUCCAAGUCGCAUUCUGUCUCCUGCAACCACCCCAGCUCCUUCCCCACCACAUCCAUGCGCUUCCUCAGCGAGUCGAAGUCCGUUGGCCAGGGCAGGGAAUACGCGAGGCUGAGAUUAUCUGCUCUCCUGGCAUCCUCCCUCCCAUCCCCUCCCUCAUCCUCGCAUCCUCUCUCCCAUCCCCUCUCUCGUCCUCCUCGCAUCCUCUCUCCCAUCCCCUCUCUCGUCCUUGCGUCCUCUCUCCCAUCCCCUCUCUCAUCCACGCAUCCUCUCUCAUCCUCGCAUCCUCCCUCCCAUCCCCUCUCUCAUCCUCGCAUCCUCUCUCCCAUCCCCUCUCUCGUCCUCCUCGCAUCCUCUCUCCCAUCCCCUCUCUCGUCCUUGCGUCCUCUCUCCCAUCUCCUCUCUCAUCCACGCAUCCUCUCUCCCAUCCCCUCUCUCAUCCUCGCAUCCUCUCUCCCAUCCCGUCUCUCAUCCUCGCAUCCUCUCUUCCAUCCCCUCUCUCAUCCUCGCAUCCUCUCUCCCAUCCCCUCUCUCAUCCUCGCAACCUCUCUCCCAUCCCCUCUCUCAUCCUCGCGUCCUCACUGCCAUCCCCUCUCUCAUCCUCGCAUCCUCUCUCCCAUCCCCUCUCUCAUCCUCGCAUCCUCUCUCCCAUUACCUCUCUCAUCCUCGCAUCCUCUCUCCCAUCCCCUCUAUCAUCCUCCUCGCAUUAUCUCUCCCAUUCCCUCUCUCGUCCUCGCGUCCCCUCACCCAUCCCCUCUCUCAUCCUCGCAUCCUCUCUCCCAGCCCCUCUCUCAUCCUCGCAUCCUCUCUCCUAUCCCCUCUCUCAUCCUCCUCGCAUUAUCUCUCCCAUUCCCUCUCUCGUCGUCGCGUCCUCUCACCCAUCCCCUCUCUCAUCCUCGCAUCCUCUCUCCCAUCCCCUCUCUCAUCCUCGCAUCCUCUCUCCCAUCCCCUCUCUCAUCCACGCAUCCUCUCUCCCAUCCCCUCUCUCAUCCUCGCAUCCUCUCUCCCAUCCCCUCUCUCAAAAUCGCAUCCUCUCUCCCAUCCCCUCUCUCAUCCUCGCAUCCUCUCUCCCAUCCCCUCUCUCAUCCUCGCAUCCUCUCUCCCAUCCCCUCUCUCAUCCUCGCAACCUCUCUCCCAUCCCCUCACUCAUCCUCGCAUCCUCUCUCCCAUCCCCUCUCUCAUCCUCGCAUCCUCUCUCCCAUCCCCUCACUCAUCCUCGCAACCUCUCUCCCAUCCCCUCUCUCAUCCUCGCAUCCUCUCUCCCAUCCCCUCUCUCAUCCUCGCAUCCUCUUUCCCAUCCCCUCUCUCAUCCUCGCAUCCUCUCUCCCAUUCCCUCUCUCAUCCUCGCAUCCUCUCUCCCAUCCCCUCCAUCAUCCUCGCAUCCUCUCUCCCAUCCCCUCUCUCAUCCUCGCAUCCUCUCUCCUAUCCCCUCUCUCAUCCUCCUCGCAUUAUCUCUCCCAUUCCCUCUCUCGUCGUCGCGUCCUCUCACCCAUCCCCUCUCUCAUCCUCGCAUCCUCUCUCCCAUCCCCUCUCUCAUCCUCGCAUCCUCUCUCCCAUCUCCUCUCUCAUCCUCGCAUCCUCUCUCCCAUCCCCUCUCUCAUCCUCGCAUCCUCUCUCCCAUCCCCUCUCUCCUCCUCGCAUCCUCUCUCCCAUCCCAUCUCUCAAAAUCGCAUCCUCUCUUCCAUCCCCUCUCUCAUCGCCGCAUCCUCUCUCCCAUCCCCUCUCUCAUCCUCGCAUCCUCUCUCCCAUCCCCUCUCUCAUCCUCGCAACCUCUCUCCCAUCCCCUCUCUCAUCCUCGCAUCCUCUCUCCCAUCCCCUCUCUCAUCCUCGCAUCCUCUCUCCCAUCCCCUCACUCAUCCUCGCAACCUCUCUCCUAUCCCCUCUCUCAUCCUCGCAUCCUCUCUCCCAUCCCCUCACUCAUCCUCGCAACCUCUCUCCCAUCCCCUCUCUCAUCCUCGCAUCCUCUCUCCCAUCCCCUCUCUCAUCCUCGCAUCCUCUUUCCCAUCCCCUCUCUCAUCCUCGCAUCCUCUCUCCCAUUCCCUCUCUCAUCCUCGCAUCCUCUCUCCCAUCCCCUCCAUCAUCCUCGCAUCCUCUCUCCCAUCCCCACUCUCAUCCCCGCAUCCUCUCUCCUAUCCCCUCUCUCAUCCUCCUCGCAUUAUCUCUCCCAUUCCCUCUCUCGUCCUCGCGUCCUCUCACCCAUCCCUCUCUCAUCCUCGCAUCCUCUCUCCCAUCCCCUCUCUCAUCCUCGCAUCCUCUCUCCCAUCCCCUCUCUCAUCCUCGCAUCCUCUCUCUCAUCCCCUCUCUCAUCCUCGCAUCCUCUCUCCCAUCCCCUCUCUCCUCCUCGCAUCCUCUCUCCCAUCCCAUCUCUCAACAUCGCAUCCUCUCUCCCAUCCCCUCUCUCAUCCUCGCAUCCUCUCUCCCAUCCCCUCACUCAUCCUCGCAACCUCUCUCCUAUCCCCUCUCUCAUCCUCGCAUCCUCUCUCCCAUCCCCUCUCUCAUCCUCGCAUCCUCUCUCCCAUCCCCUCUCUCAUCCUCGACUCCUCUCUCCCAUCCCCUCUCUCAUCCUCGCAUCCUCUCUCCCAUCCCCUCUCUCAUCCUCCCAUCCUCUCUCCCAUCCCCUCUCUCAUCCUCGCAUCCUCUCUCCCAUCCCCUCUCUCAUCCACGCAUCCUCUCUCCCAUCCCCUCUCUCAUUCUCGCAUCCUCUCUCCCAUCCCCUCUCUCAUCCACGCAUCCUCUCUCCCAUCCCCUCUCUCAUCCUCGCAUCCUCUCUCCCAUCCCCUCUCUCAUCCUCGCAUCCUCUCUCCUAUCCCCUCUCUCAUCCACGCACCUCCCUCCAUCCACUCUCUCAUCCACGCAUCCUCUCUCCCAUCCCCUCUUUCAUCCUAGCAUCCUCUCUCCCAUCCCCUCUCGCAUCCUCGCAUCCUCUCUCCCAUGCCCUCUCUCAUCCUCGCAUCCUCUUUCCCAUCCCCUCUCUCAUCCUCGCAUCCUCUCUCCCAUCCCCUCCAUCAUCCUCGCAUCCUCUCUCCCAUCCCCACUCUCAUCCCCGCAUCCUCUCUCCUAUCCCCUCUCUUAUCCUCCUCGCAUUAUCUCUCCCAUUCCAUCUCUCGUCCUCGCGUCCUCUCACCCAUCCCUCUCUCAUCCUCGCAUCCUCUCUCCCAUCCCCUCUUUCAUCCUCGCAUCCUCUCUCCCAUCCCCUCUCUCAUCCUCGCAUCCUCUCUCCCAUCCCCUCUCUCAUCCUCGCAUCCUCUCUCCCAUCCCCUCUCUCAUCCUCGCAUCCUCUCUCCCAUCCCCUCUCUCAUCCUCGCAUCCUCUCUCCCAUCCCCUCACUCAUCAUCGCAACCUCUCUCCUAUCCCCUCUCUCAUCCUCGCAUCCUCUCUCCCAUCCCCUCUCUCAUCCUCGCAUCCUCUCUCCCAUCCCCUCUCUCAUCCUCGACUCCUCUCUCCCAUCCCCUCUCUCAUCCUCGCAUCCUCUCUCCCAUCCCCUCUCUCAUCCUCGCAUCCUCUCUCCCAUCCCCUCUCUCAUCCUCGACUCCUCUCUCCCAUCCCCUCUCUCAUCCUCGCAUCCUCUCUCCCAUCCCCUCUCUCAUCCUCCCAUCCUCUCUCCCAUCCCCUCUCUCAUCCUCGCAUCCUCUCUCCCAGCCCCUCUCUCAUCCACGCAUCCUCUCUCCCAUCCCCUCUCUCAUUCUCGCAUCCUCUCUCCCAUCCCCUCUCUCAUCCACGCAUCCUCUCUCCCAUCCCCUCUCUCAUCCUCGCAUCCUCUCUCCCAUCCCCUCUCUCAUCCUCGCAUCCUCUCUCCUAUCCCCUCUCUCAUCCACGCACCUCCCUCCAUCCACUCUCUCAUCCACGCAUCCUCUCUCCCAUCCCCUCUUUCAUCCUAG